Colletotrichum higginsianum IMI 349063 is the source of this 330-nucleotide messenger RNA. RefSeq names its product Beta-ketoacyl synthase domain-containing protein. NCBI's taxonomy places the organism in Eukaryota, Fungi, Ascomycota, Sordariomycetes, Glomerellales, Glomerellaceae. The transcript has a single exon. The record is from RefSeq and is a predicted model, not a curated record. Bases 1 to 330 code for a protein of 109 amino acids.
AUGACGCUCCCGUCCUCGACGUACACCCAUCCGGAAACUUUUCUUAGUGGAGUUCUCGGGAAGCGCCGUCGACGAGUACAGGAGAGGGUUCGUUGGUUCAUCCUGAACAGGCACGCCCUGCAGGGUCUGCUGUUGUUCGACAUAGCGGGGCUCCGGCCCGGCCCGGGCAUGCCGCCGGCCAUAGUUCUGAUGCUCCCACCGGCAAUGGUCAUGGCGCAUAACCGGGCCGAUCCCGUGCGCAACGUCGCCGAGUAUGACCCCGGAACCGAUGCAGCCUGGCGGGCGGCCCCGCCUCGCAUGGCGGGUGUGGUGCAGGCGCGGAGUUAUUGA